AUGGCGUCUACUGAAGGCGUCGCUCCUUACGCCCCGGACUAUGCUUCUUACAACUGGACUGGAGCUCCCUCCAACUAUGAUCUCUCUACCAAUGUCAACUUGGGUGGUGAUUCCAGAACGGAGAACUUGAACAAAUGGUUUCAAUCGGGUGACCAGGCCUAUAUCAUCGUGGCAGCUGCCAUGGUCAUGGUCAUGGUCCCCGGUCUCGGUUUCCUCUACUCUGGUUUGGCCCGUCGCAAGUCCGCUCUCAGUAUGAUCUGGGCCUGUAUGGCUUCCAUGUCUGUCGUUACUUUCCAGUGGUACUUCUGGGGCUACUCGUUGGCCUUUUCACCGACCGCUACCAAUGGCUAUAUCGGCAACCUCCGCAAUUUCGGUUUGAUGAAGACCCUGGGCGAUCCCAGUCCUGGAUCGCCCCUUAUCCCUAACCUGCUUUACGCGUUCUACCAGAUGCAAUUCUGUGCUGUUACUGCCGCGAUUAUCAUGGGAGCAGUUGCCGAACGCGGUCGUCUACUCCCUGCCAUGGUUUUCACCUUCAUCUGGGCCACUAUCGUCUACUGCCCCCUGGCUUGCUGGGCCUGGAAUGUCAACGGAUGGGCUUAUAAAUACGGUGUUAUGGACUAUGCAGGAGGUGGCCCUGUCGAAAUCGGAUCCGGUCUGUCUGCCCUUGCUUACUCGAUGGUCCUCGGUCGUCGACAGGAGCGAAUGAUGCUCAACUUCCGCCCCCACAACGUUUCUCUCAUUCUGCUCGGUACCGUUUUCCUGUGGUUUGGUUGGUUGGGGUUCAACGGUGGUUCGUCCUUUGGUGCCAACCUCCGCGCCGCCAUGGCAUGCUGGAACACCAACUUGACAGCUGCUUUUGCCUCGAUCACUUGGGUUCUUCUCGAUUGGCGCUUGGCUCGCAAGUGGUCGAUGGUCGGAUGGUGCUCUGGCACUAUCUCCGGUCUGGUCGCUGCUACCCCGGCCUCUGGUUUUAUCACUCCCUGGGGUAGUGUGGUCUUGGGAAUUGUGACUGGAAUUGUUUGCAACUAUGCCACCAAGGUGAAAUACUGGAUCCGAAUCGACGACUCGAUGGAUGUGUUCGCUGAGCACGGUGUCGCUGGAAUUGUCGGCCUCCUCGCCAACGCCCUCUUCGGUGACGAUGCGAUUGUUGGACUCGACGGUGUGAACACUGGUUCUGGUGUUGGAGGAUGGAUCAUCCACAACUACAAGCAACUCUACAUCCAAAUCGCCUACAUCGUGGCUACCUGCGCCUACGCUUUUGUCAUGUCCGCUAUCAUUGCCCACGCCAUUAACGCCAUCCCCGGUCUGAAACUGCGUGCAUCUGAGGAGGCUGAAUUGCUGGGUAUGGACGACGACCAACUGGGUGAAUUCGCCUACGACUACGUUGAGGUCCGCAGAGAUUACCUCGCCUGGACCCCACAGAAGCAAGAUCAGCUCGAGGAUGGCCACGAGAUCCCCCACGCGGCUCGGUACGGAAUUGGCGAGCACAGUGAAAUGAUGCUGGAGGGCCAAGUGCCCGUGGGGAUUAGCAGCCGCGGAGGCAGCGAAGGAGACUCGGGCAUUCAAGAAAUCAAAUUGGCCCACGCUCCGCAUGCCAUUGCUCCCGCUCCACGACAAGUCGCUGAGCAGCACCCAGCUGGAGAAUCCCACCAGCCAUCUCCGUCUGAAACCAUCAAUGAGAAAACCGAGUCAUAG
Messenger RNA from Aspergillus wentii DTO 134E9, 1695 nucleotides. Its product is annotated as ammonium transporter. Gene Ontology annotation, biological process: ammonium transmembrane transport. The coding region runs from base 1 to 1695 and encodes 564 amino acids. The transcript has 4 exons. Gene Ontology annotation, molecular function: ammonium channel activity. NCBI's taxonomy places the organism in Eukaryota, Fungi, Ascomycota, Eurotiomycetes, Eurotiales, Aspergillaceae. The record is from RefSeq and is a predicted model, not a curated record. Gene Ontology annotation, cellular component: plasma membrane.